Bacidia gigantensis is the source of this 3183-nucleotide messenger RNA. RefSeq lists its product as uncharacterized. Gene Ontology annotation, molecular function: mismatched DNA binding; ATP hydrolysis activity; ATP binding. Gene Ontology annotation, biological process: mismatch repair. The transcript has 4 exons. Gene Ontology annotation, cellular component: MutLalpha complex. The coding region runs from base 1 to 3183 and encodes 1060 amino acids. NCBI's taxonomy places the organism in Eukaryota, Fungi, Ascomycota, Lecanoromycetes, Lecanorales, Ramalinaceae. The record is from RefSeq and is a predicted model, not a curated record.
AUGGCCGCAGUUAAGGCCUUAGAAGGUCGCACUGUUCACCAAAUUCAGUCUGGGCAAGUAAUAGUCGACCUUUGUUCCGUGGCAAAGGAACUUGUAGAAAAUAGUCUUGAUGCCGGGGCUACUGCCAUUGAGGUCCGUUUCAAGAACCAUGGUCUUGACUCCAUCGAAGUCCAAGACAAUGGGUCAGGCAUCUCCGAGAAUGAUUACGAAUCUAUUGCUUUGAAGCAUUACACGUCCAAACUUUCAACCUACAACGGUCUUUCAUCUUUAGAAACUUUUGGAUUUCGUGGAGAAGCUCUUUCUUCGCUGUCCGCGUUGUCUAAAUUUUGUAUCAUCACAGCAAAGGAGACCGAAGCCCCUAAAGGCACCAGGCUUGAUUUUGAGAUUUCCGGCCAACUGAGAGGGAAAUCGGUAAUUGCAAGUCAGAGGGGCACGACAGUGAUCGUGGAGAAUCUUUUCCAGAACCUGCCCGUUAGAAGAAGAGAGCUCGAGAAGAACAUCAAAAGAGAGUACAGUAGAGUUUUGAAUAUCUUGCAAGCAUACGCUUGCAUCAACACACAGGCGAGAAUUUCACUAAGCAAUUACAUGACUAAGGGAAAGAAGGUCGUAGUCUUUGCUACUAAAGGCAAUCAUACAACGCGUGAGAAUAUUGCGAACGUAUUUGGGGCAAAGUCGUUGACCAAUCUGCUGUCAAUGAAUCUAGCACUUGAGAUGGCACCUACCGGUACCGCAGUAAGAUCGGGUUUUGGUGCACCUGAUAAGCAAGUUCGUGCGAUCGGGCAUGUCUCUCGACCUGUCUUUGGUGAAGGAAGGCAAGCACCAGAUCGUCAGAUGUUUUUCGUAAAUUCGAGACCUUGCGGACUGCCACAAGUGGCAAAAAUAUUCAAUGAGGUCUACAAGUCUUAUAACAUGGCUCAGUCGCCAUUCGUUUUCGCUAAUAUAAUGUUGGAUACGAAUGCCUACGAUGUGAAUGUCUCCCCUGACAAGCGGACAAUUCUGCUGCACGACCAGGCAGCUCUACUGGAAGGUCUUAGAGCUUCUCUCACUGGCCUGUUCGAUUAUCAAGACCAAACCGUGCCGCAAUCGGUCCCUUCCAUCAAUCGACUCCCAUCUUACAAGCAACUGUCCCUGAGUCGUGAAAGUUCCAUGAAUAAGGAAGCAGCUUCUGUACGGAUGGCAGAUUCAGCCUCACGAGACCAUUCUGCUAGCUACGGAUCCUCUUCCGAAUCUGAUGAAGCUGUUCCAGACAAGGCGCCCCUGAAUCUGAUUGAACAGUUUGCAGCUCGAGGGACGACGGCACGUCUGGAGACCCCUAGAUCCAGAACCACCGGAGAUACCGGGACGACUGGCUUGUCUAAAGGCAAGCAGAAGUUAUUGCGGAAGCUUGACAAAGAGAACCAUAUGCACCCUGGUUCGGACGACUUUGACGAUGCGCGCGAUGUGACGGAGUCAGAUCGGCUGCAGCAAGACCUCCCAAGGGCCGUUCGGGAUUUCAAUGACCGUUUGGCCGAGCAUAUCACAAAUAGUAAUCCAGUGGAUGAGCCCGAAGCAUCAUCGAAUGAAGAAGAGGCAGCGACUACUGACAAUGACCUCGAAAGUGCACAAGCUCAACGAGCUCCGCAAUCGAGCAUUAUUCACAACGCUUUCGACCGCAUGCGUCCAAGGCGGCGAUCACCCGAAGUGCCAACAGUCACAAUUGAAUCGAAAACUACGGACUCGAUAUUUCAAUCCUUAGCAAGCGAUCAGAGAAGAACUCACCCAGGGCCAUCGCUUUCGAAGCAAGCUCAUUCUCCAGGCGAAUCUACACGCCAGGCCUUCAGUAGCAGCAUGCGGGCUUUUGCAGCUCCAGAAAGUAACUUCAUUCCAACUGUUGGUCCACCACGUAGCAAAUUACGUCCGUCGAAGCACGGGCAGCAUCAUCUGAGCCGAGUGAGGGACGGCUCAAACACCUCCGAUGAUGAAGCAGAGAGCCCAAGUCAAAUGACAGAGGACGAAAGUCUUGACGAAGCUUCUGAAGACAGCGAGCACGAGCUUAAUGCGACAGAAUCCGAUCUUGACUAUAUUGAUGAAGACGAGAAAAAGGCCAUGGAAGAGAGAAGAGUUGCAGAAAUAAUCAAAGAUGCCGAAGCAGCUAGAAUGGUACCCUCUGAAGAGAGCAGUAAACGGGCCCGUCAGGUACUCAAAGGUAGUAUCACGAAAGACUCGACACAUGAGCUAAUGCAAAAGAUCAAUACUGGGCUUGAUCAAAUAGGUCGACAGUUGAAAGCAAUCCAAGCAGCUAUUAGUCAACCCUUAGCUAUUGACACAUUAGAUUCAACCAUCAACACAACUGCCCUAAACUCGCCAUCGACUGACCCUUCCGCUCCCGACCGUCUGACCCUCACGAUAACCAAACAAGACUUCUCCAACCUUCACAUAAUCGGCCAAUUCAACCUUGGCUUCAUCCUCGCCCUACGAAACAACACAGAUCUUUUCAUCAUCGAUCAGCACGCCUCCGAUGAGAAGGUCAAUUUUGAGCACCUUCAAGCUACUACGGUGAUGCAAAACCAACGACUUGUUCAUCCACGCCGCCUGGACCUCUCCGCCGUCGAUGAAGAGAUCAUUCUUGAGAAUGAGGAUGUGUUGAUGAAGAACGGUUUUGUCGUCGAGGUUGAUCAGAGCGGUGACUUUCCCGUCGGCCAGCGUGUUUCACUGGUCUCACUACCGAUGAGUCGAGAAACGACCUUUAGGCCAUCGGAUCUGGAGGAAUUGGUUGCAAUAUUGGCGGAUGCGCCUUCAUAUACAAUCGGCGGCACGGCGAGAGGUGGUGAGCUGGAAGGCGGAGGAGUACCGAGACCGAGUAAAAUCAGGAAAUUGUUGGCCAUGAGGGCUUGUAGGAGUAGUAUAAUGAUUGGGAAGGUAAUGACGAAGGGGAUGAUGGGACGAUUGGUGGGGAAGAUGGGGAAGCUUGAUAAGCCGUGGAAUUGUCCGCAUGGUAGACCGACUAUGAGACAUGUUUGUGGGCUUGAAGGAUUAGGAGGUGACGGUGAGGAGGAGGAAGAAGUAGAGGGGGAGGGCAUCGAUUGGGGAGCGUGGGUCGAGAAAAUGGUGGGUGUGGAAGGAGGUGAGAUAGAUGGCGGCGGAUCAGAGGGGAGUCCAGUAGAUAUGGCGGGGUUUGACCAAGCAGAUGACGGCGAGAGGUAG